Messenger RNA from Corylus avellana, 1926 nucleotides. RefSeq names its product mitogen-activated protein kinase kinase kinase 20-like. Gene Ontology annotation, biological process: signal transduction; protein phosphorylation. Gene Ontology annotation, molecular function: protein kinase activity; ATP binding. NCBI's taxonomy places the organism in Eukaryota, Viridiplantae, Streptophyta, Magnoliopsida, Fagales, Betulaceae. The record is from RefSeq and is a predicted model, not a curated record.
UGGGUUUGUGAAAAUUUACACUAAAUCCGUAGGGAGAACAAGAUGUCAUGACAUACAAGUUUAUGGUUCAAAAACCAUAGAGAACAGAAGAAUUUGAAAAAAAGAAAAAGAAAAAGGUGAUGGAGCCUCCAGGGCCGAGGCAAAUAGCGUGAAGCUUACGCAAGAGGGAUAUAGAAGUCUUUUUCAUUUUUCUGAGAGUUAUAUAAAUAAAGGCCUUUAGCCGCGAGGGAAAAAUCCUUCACAUUCCUCAAUUCUCAUGCUAGCCGUUACCACUACGCGUGAAACCUAGGUCAUUCUCUGUUGUCUUCCAUCGCAAGAGCCAGCGAUUCAUCUCCCUCCGCCGCGUUCGUCGACGGUGGAAUCAGCAUCAUCCGUAUCAUCGCGGAGCCCAGAGACCCAAUUGCUUCCAUCCUUCUGGUAUCCUCUUGGAAGCCGAUUGACACGGAAUAAUGAAGAGAUCUAGAAAGGAGGAGGAUGAUGAGUACUCGCUCCUCUGUGGAGAGCUGUCGUGGCGUAGGGGAACGAUGAUCGGCCAAGGAGCUUUUGGGUCUGUAUACAGAGCAGAACUGAAGAAACCCAGAGCUUUUGGGUCGGUUGUGGCUGUGAAAUCGGCAGAUCCGUUAACUGGGAAUUCACUUAUGUGGGAAAAGACGGUUCUCGAUGCUCUCCAAGGCUGUCCUCAUGUUAUUCAGACAUUUGGAGCAGACACGACAAAAACACGGAAUGGGAUUGUGCUCUACAAUGUCCUCUUGGAAUUUGCUUCGGGAGGAAGCCUUGCUGAUUUAAUCCUAAAAUCACGCUGUCGUGGGUUGUCUGAGAGCGAUGUCAGAAAGCACACAAAGGCUAUACUUGUGGGGUUGAAACACAUUCAUGCUCGUGGCUUCGUUCACUGUGACUUGAAGCCUGAUAAUGUUCUGUUUGUGCCUACUGCUGAUGGGUUUGAGGUGAAAAUUGCGGAUUUUGGAUUGGCAAAGAGAGUUCACAGUUGCCAGACGGAGACAGAGACUCCAUCUUGGAGAGGGACUUCCUGGUUUUUAGCACCAGAGUGUGUAAUUUACGGGCUACAAGAGGCCUUCUCUGAUAUAUGGGCUCUUGGAUGCACCGUGCUUAUCAUGCUCACUGGACAACUACCGUGGGCUACCAUGUCUGGUUCAAAGGAGUUUGAAGAUCUUAUGUCUCAAAUUCGGUCUGAAUCAGUGCCUGAGAUUCCGGACGAGAUAUCAAACGCAGCAAAGGAUUUCUUGAAGUGCUGUUUUGCAGUAAAUCCCAUGCAUAGAUUGACAGCUGAUGCGCUGUUAGAUCACCCAUUUCUGGAGGAUUUAGAUGAGACAGAUUCUUCUUCACAUGUUCAACUAUCAAAAGAAGAAGCUGCAAAUGCAAAGAGGAUUAAAUGCAGUCCUUCGUCUUUUCCUUUUGGAUGUAGCUUCAUACCCUUAGAAGAAGCUGCAAAUGCAAAGAGGAUUAAAUGCAGUCCUUCGUCUUUUCCUUUUGGGUGUAGCUUCAUACCCUUGUCGGAUUUUUCAUCACAAGAGGCAGAGGUUCCAGAGAUUCGAGCUGAAAAUACAAACGCAGUCACAUCUUUUCCUUUUGGGUGUAGUUUCAUACCCCUACCAGAUUCUUCAUCAGAAGAGGGAGAGGAGGAGGACAUCCGACAACCUGCUGAUUCUUCUGCUGAGCAAAUUAGCUGGAGUGCAGUUUUCCCAAAACCACUCAUCCGCUCAAGGCCUUCAGCUCAUUGGCAACAUCCCUUUACUUUCACAGCUUGUGCCGGGGCUUAGGGAUUGAAAUUAGUUUUGAUCAAAUUUUGUAUAGGCAACAACAAUAGCACAUAACACCUCAUUUCUGAGAGAGGUUACUUGUAAAUCGGAUUAUGUUACGUACAUUGUAUGCAUUCUUUCCACUAUAUAAUAUAAUAUGCUUGCAGCA